Molecule: messenger RNA, 2301 nt
Organism: Pyricularia oryzae 70-15
Lineage: Eukaryota; Fungi; Ascomycota; Sordariomycetes; Magnaporthales; Pyriculariaceae
Exons: 2
Coding region: 274-1752 (492 amino acids)
Molecular function (GO): methyltransferase activity
Source: RefSeq, a predicted model, not a curated record
CACCUUAGGUUCACUUUCCACAUAUUAGGUUUCGCUAUUACCACCUCCAUUACCCAAAGGCCCCUAGAUAGGUAACCUACCUUACCUAUCUCGGAGGAACUCAAGGUAACUUCUAUAUUUCGCCUGUCGCUUCGUGUAGCCGCCGCGGCGCAGCAGCAAAACUGCGACAACGCAAGAUCAUGUAUAAGGCGGGCUCCGUGCCCAGUCUCUGAUACACAGGUACUGGACUAAGGUACCUAGGUACCUACCUAGGUACCUACCUAGGUGUCCAUCAUGGUACGAUCAUCCACGCCCAUACCAUGGCGACUUCACGUCAGCAGGCUGUCCAAAUCUAGGUACAGCUCUUCAACGGCAACGGCAAGGCGUGUGCUAGUGCGUACUGGGGCUCUAUCGGUUUCCAGCGCCAACAACAUCAGUUGUUGGCGCCCUCUCUUCAACCUGGUCAUUGGCAGCGGUCAAACAAGACAAAAUGCAUUCCCUUUCCACCAACGACUUAAUUUUGGGCAUUCGUCAUCGGCGAGCACGGCCCAAGUCGAGAAGCAAGCUGCAUCUCCCUCGACUCCAGCCCUGUCUGGCACCUUUGCCGAUCUGUUCUGCGGCAUCGGCAGUGCCACCAUGGCCCUUUCGGAACUGGGUCUGAAAUGCGUCUACGCCAACGACAAUAGCGAGUUGGCCGCCAGCAUAUAUGAGAAAAAUCACACGAUGGAGCAAAACUUUGUAGACAAACGCGAUUUUUCCGAAGUGGUGAAACAUCACUUGAAAGAGAUUCCCAGAGCAAACGUACUUUCUGUCGGCCUCCCUACUUGUGGCAAAAAGCUUCGAAUGACGGACGAGAACAUCCGGAUACUUGUAGAAUCCUUGCUCCGUCUUAUCCACCACCAACGCAACGAGGUCAUCAUGCUGGAGUUCAAAAGGAUGAAACAUGGCAUCAAAACAGGCGCCUACACCAUCACAGAUUUUUGCAAAAUGCUCGACGAGGCCGGUUAUUGGACCGGUUCGGAAUUGUACUCUGCAGGCUCAUUUGGUCUGCCCCAGCGCAGGGAGCAUAUUAUUGUUCUCGCCGUCCGCAAGGAUCUGAUCCCCGGCCCUUUUUCGCCUCGUCCCGCCGAACGUGAUCCCGACCAGACCUUGGAACUCAAGGACUUUUUGCUAUCGUAUGAGGAAUAUCUAAGACUCAACAAGGAUAGGUAUUGGCCCAACGGUAUGGUGCCUCAAAUGGUUGACGGCGUACUGUGCCUGAAUGAGGAUGAGGUCAGGCCCAUAGGGAGUCGAAUUUAUGCUCGUCGACUCAAGCUGCAACAUCGGAAUCCUCUCGAGCGUCCACCGGGUCCGGCCAAGCACCAUCAACAUCGUGUCGGCUUCUGGCAGAGGAUAUCGCCAGAAGGCGUAGAAAUCAAGGGUAUAAAGACCAGGGACCGCAUAUCUCAUCAGAGAAGCUUGGCGAACCGCCUCGGGGAAAGAUCCCUUGAGACGAUGUGCUGCUACCUGACAGCGGGGCCCGACGACGGCCAAGGAGGCGUCGUACCGUGCAUCAGGUACCUCCAUGCUCGCGAGGGCGCGCGCCUGGUGGGCCUUCCCGACUCUUUUAUUCUGCCCGGGGACUUUAUGAGCACACAACGCCUCUACCCGGACUGGCAUUUGCUGGGUAUGACGGUCCCUCCGCGAAUACUUCAAUGGCCGUUGCUGGGCCUCGCCCAGGACCACCCACAUCUUUUUGAGCCGGGACGUCCCCAGGAGAAGCCGCCCAGUUAGCCCCAUGUUUACUGAAGCCGUGCGGUAAGAAGCUGCAAAAAAAGGCGUUUUGCUUUUUCAUGCCGUCCAAGACACAAGGCAUGAGGGCCGUGCAUAACCUAGUUGCCUGUCAGGAAUCUUGGUGCAAUGUACGUUUGCUGUGUUCAUAGCGAUGUCUAUAUAUAUACAUGUACAAAUAUGUAAACAAGAGCUGUAUUUUCUUUGAACAUUUGAGAAGCGUUUGAAGCCACGGCAAUCUGUCUCGGUGGGGUUUCCAGGGGAAGUCGGUCGGUGUAUUUGUAAACAUCUAGACGGGUUAGCUGACUGUGGCGUUCAGAAGCUGCAGCCUUCGAAGCAGAAACCAAGCCGAUGUCUGGGGCAGAGUUGAGCAGGUAUGGCAAUUAUUAACAUGCGCUGUGGAUGUCCCUGAAAAUUAAGCUGGACUUGGUGGUGUUAUUGUUGGAUGAGGUUGGAGUGUUCAUCUGUCUGUUCCGUGGUCUCCCCGUCGUUGUCUUUCCCGUAAUACUCUUCCCCACCCUUUCCCAAAAGGCAUCAGCCAUCCAAGAUCCC